AUGGGCAACGAGGCGAGCUUGGAAGGGGAAGGGCUCCCCGAAGGACUGGCGGCGGCGGCGGCGGCCGGAGGAGGGGCCGGCGGGGCGGGGAGCCCCUUGCACACCGUGAUCCCGGCCGGCAUGGAGGCGGAUCUGAGCCAGCUGAGCGAAGAGGAGAGGAGACAGAUCGCUGCUGUCAUGUCAAGGGCGCAGGGACUGCCCAAGGGAAGCGGUCCCCCGGCUGCUGCGGAGUCGCCUUCCAUGCACAGGAAGCAAGAAUUGGAUAGUAGUCAUCCUCCAAAGCAACCAGGAAAACCGCCAGACCCUGGGCAUCCAGUUCAGCCUGGUCUCAGUAAAAGUAGAACUACAGACACUUUAAGGUCAGAGCAGAAAUUGCCUGGAAGGAGUCCUUCCACUAUUAGCUUGAAAGAAUCAAAGUCCAGAACUGAUUUUAAGGAAGAGCACAAGUCUAGUAUGAUGCCUGGCUUCCUGUCAGAGGUUAACCCUUUAAGUGCUGUCUCCUCUGUUGUAAAUAAAUUCAACCCUUUUGAUUUGAUAUCAGACUCUGAAGCAUCACAGGAAGAAACUACAAAGAAACAAAAAGUAACUCAGAAAGAACAAGGAAAACUAGAAGCAAUCACAAAACCUCCAUCACAACAACAAUCACCCAAGUCAGUUCCUAAGCAGCAAGGACCUGUUAGGGAACCAGUUCAGCAAGAUGGAGCUCCCAAAUCAAUAACUUCUCAGCAACCAGAAAAAAUCAAAUCACAACCUCCAGGUACAGGAAAGACAAUUCAGGGGCCUACCCCGACUCCCCAGACAGACCAGGAAAAAUUGCCACUUCAACGAGAGGUAACGAGGCCUCAGACUAAACAGUCAGAUGAAGUAAGAGGAGAAUCAAUUAAACCUUCACUGCAAAGCCCAUCCAAACCACCUGUUCAGCAAGCAAGUCCUGGAAAACCUUCAGCCCAGAAGCCUGCACCUGAAAAACCACAGCCUGGGCCUGCAAAGCCCCCAGCUCAACAACCAGGGCUAAUGAAGCCCCCAGCCCAGCCACCAGGAACAACAAAGCCUCCAGCUCAGCCCCUAGGGCCUGCCAAGCCUCCAGCUCAGCAGGCUGGCUCAGAAAAGCCUUCAUCUCAACAGCCUGGGCCAAAGUCUAUAGCUCAGUCUCCUGGGCUUGGAAAGACUCCAGCUCAGCAGCCAGGACCAGCAAAGACCCCAGCCCAGCAGCUGGGGACACCAAAACCCACAGCUCAGCAACCUGGCCCGCAAUCUCCAGCUAAGCCACCUGCAUCUACAAAGACUCCAGCUCAGCAGACUGGGUCAGCUAAGUCUCUGUCUCAGCAGCUUGGACCAGGAAAGACUUCAGCUCAACAGCCAGGCCCAACAAAGCUUUCUAUUCAACAGCCAGUCCCAACAAAAACCCCUUCCCACCAGCCUGGCUCAGCAAAGCCCUCAGAUCAGCAAUCUACAAAACCAGUAAGCCAAAGAGGGACAACAAAACCUCUGCAACCACCACCAAUUUCUCCAUCUGCAGCACAGACUUCAUUACAAGGUCUCCCUAGAACCAUCUGUCCUCUUUGCAAUGCCACUGAACUUCUGUUGCAUGUUCCAGAAAAGGCCAAUUUUAACACAUGCACUGAGUGUCAAACUACUGUCUGUAGCCUAUGUGGUUUUAAUCCCAAUCCUCAUUUAACCGAGAUAAAAGAGUGGCUGUGUUUAAACUGUCAGAUGCAAAGAGCUCUAGGAGGUGAUCUGGCUCCAAUUCCAUCAUCGCCCCAGCCCAAACUGAAGACUGGCCCUGUUACUCCCACAUCUACAGUGAGCAAAUCAUCCCCAGCGUCACAGCAGGCUUCCCCAAAGAAGGAUAUUACAUCCAAACAGGAAAUCUCAAAGGCAUCUGAAUCUAAAAAGCCACCACCACUAGUGAAACAACCAACGCUUCAUGGUUCUCCCCCAGCCGUGGCCAAGAAGCCUGCUGUGGCAGAGUCCUCGCUUAAGCCAGCACCUCCCAAAGAGCCUUCUGUCCCAUCUGACCAGGCCAAGACCCCUGUUGCUGAUGAUAAACCAAAGCAGCCCAAGAUGGUAAAGCCACCCACAGAUAUUGUAUCUUCAUCUGUGGAAGCAACAAAACCUGAUAUCCUGAGCUCCAAAGAACAGUUACAAGAUCAGGAGAAAACCCCUCCUCUAAAAAUAGAUUCUGCCAAACCCUCACAAAGUUUUCCACCAACAGGAGAAAAAGUCACUCCAUUUGAUUCUAAAGCCAUACCUCGACCUGCAUCGGAUUCAAAAAUUAUUUCACAUCCUGGACCUAGUUCAGAGAGCAAAAGUCAAAAACAAGUUGAUCUGGUACAAAAGAAGGAUGAACCUAAAAAAGCACAAACCAAAAUGAGUCCUAAACCAGAUGCCAAGCCAAUGCCAAAAGUGUCACCGACACCCCCUGGCCCACGACCUACCCCUGGCCAAACUGCCCCCACAUCUCAACAGCCCCCCAAAUCUCAGGAGCAGUCAAGACGUUUCAGUCUGAGUCUGGGAAGUAUAGCCGAUGCUCCUAAGUCACAGCCUACGACUCCUCAAGAAACUGUGACUGGGAAACUCUUUGGGUUUGGGGCAUCAAUCUUCAGCCAGGCAUCGAAUUUAAUUUCCACAGCAGGCCAGCCUGGACCUCCAUCACAAAGUGGGCCAGGGGCUCCAACAAAACAAGCCCCUGCCCCUUCACAGCCACCUAUGUCUCAGGGGCCACCCAAAUCCACAGGUCAAGCACCACCAGUACCUGCAAAGGUUACACCUGUGAAAAAGGAAACAAAAGCUCCAGUAGCUGAAAAAUUAGAGCCCAAAGCUGAACAAGAUCCAACAGUAAAAAGAACAGAAACAGAAAAGAAGACCCUACCCACUAAGGACAGCAAACCUUCAAUGACUGAGCCACAAAAGGCUGUCCUUCCUCCAAAACCAGAGAAAACUCCCAAACCAAAAUCAGCCUGUCCUCUCUGCAAAAGUGAACUCAACAUAGGUUCUGAGGAUCCUCCUAAUUUCAGUACUUGCACUGAAUGCAAGAAUCGAGUUUGUAAUCUCUGUGGAUUUAACCCUACACCACACUUGACUGAGAUUCAAGAAUGGCUUUGUUUAAACUGCCAAACCCAGAGAGCAGUGUCAGGACAGCUUGGUGACAUGGGCAAAACACUGCCUACGCCAUCAGGACCCAAAGCAUCCCCCGUGCCUAUACCUACAGAACCCCCGUCUCAGAAAACAGCAAUGCCUGCCCAGGUAAAAGCAAAAAGGAAGGAAGAAGUAAAAACAGAAACCGAAAAAGUCAUUCCAGAAAAAGUAAAAGAAACACUUUCAGUUGAAAAACUUCCACAUAAGGCAACCACAGGUCAAAAACAAGAAGAGAGUAAACUAGUAAAAGACAAAGCUUCAGACAUUCAAGAAAAAAAACCACCCCCUGAAGAAAAAAAGCCACUCGCAGAAGAAAAGCAACUAACUCCUGAAGAAAAAAAGCCAUCUCCUAAAGAGCCACCCUUGGAAGAAAAAAAGCCAACCUUGGAAGACAGAAAGCCAACACCUGAAGACAAAAAAUUAUUCCCAGAAGCAAAAAUAACAGCCCUAGAGGAGGAAAAGAAACAUGACUUUCUUAAAACUGGAAUACAAAUUGCUGAGGAAAAGCCCAAAGGCAGAGAGGCUCCAAAGGCAAUACAAGAUGAAAAACAACCACAGACCGAGAGGGAAGAUUUAACAUCUACGAUGCCUCAGAGUUUGCCUAAGGAAGUUGAUAAGACAGCCAAAAAAAUAAAAGAGCAGCCACAGGUGGCAUGCAUAGCAAAACCUGAUCGGGUGGAAUCUGGGAAAGAAAAAGCAGAAAAGGAAGAUGACAAAUCAGACAUCUCAACUUCUCAGCAACCUAAAAGCCCACAAGGUCUGAGUGACACAGGAUAUUCUUCUGAUGGAAUAUCAAGUUCACUAGGUGAAAUUCCAAGUCUUAUUCCGAGUGACGAAAAGGAUUUGCUCAAGGGACUCAAAAAGGACUCUUUUUCACAAGAAAGCAGCCCUUCCAGCCCCUCAGAUUUGGCUAAGUUAGAAAGCACAGUCCUAUCCAUUUUGGAAGCUCAGGCAAGUACACUAGAUGAAAAGUCAGAAAAGAAGACACAACCUGAUGAGGUCUCUCCUGAGCAGCCUAAUGACCAACCGAAAACUCAGUUUUUAUCUGAAAUACUGGAAAUUACUAUUUCAGAAGAGGAGCUAAAGGAGAGUCAAGAAGAAAAGAAAGACACCUUUAAAAAAGAUAGCCAACAAGGCAUUCCUCCCAGUAAAGACCAAAAAGUAAAGUUGGAGUUUGUUGACAACAUAACUACAAAAAGAGAGCCCUAUGAUUCAGUUGAAGACAGUAGUGAAAGUGAAAACUCACCUGUUCCACAAAGAAAACGGAGAACAAGUGUUGGUUCAUCAAGCAGUGAUGAGUAUAAACAGGAAGAUAGUCAAGGAUCAGGGGAAGAGGAGGACUUCAUUCGAAAACAAAUCAUAGAAAUGAGUGCUGAUGAAGAUGCUUCUGGUUCUGAAGAUGAUGAAUUUAUUAGGAAACAGCUCAAAGAGAUUAGUGGCAGUAGCAGGAGCCACAAGAAGGAAGAAACAAAAGGGAAAGGGAAAGUAACAGCAGGGAAACACAGGCGACUGACUCGAAAAAGUAGUGCAAGCUUUGAUGAUGAUGCAGGGAGACGUCAUUCAUGGCAUGAUGAAGAUGAUGAAACAUUUGAUGAAAGCCCUGAAUGCAAGUACCGGGAAACUAAAAGUCAGGAAAGUGAGGAACUUGUAGUUGCUGGAGGAGGGGGGCUACGGAGAUUUAAAACAAUUGAACUCAACAGCACAAUAGCAGAUAAAUAUUCUGCUGAGUCAUCACAGAAAAAAACAGCUUUGUAUUUUGAUGAAGAACCAGAAUUAGAAAUGGAAAGCCUGACAGACUCACCAGAGGAUAGGUCAAGAGGAGAAGGAUCUUCUAGUCUUCAUGCUUCCAGUUUCACUCCUGGUACAUCCCCUACAUCAGUGUCAUCACUUGAUGAGGACAGUGACAGUAGCCCAAGUCACAAAAAAGGAGAAAGCAAACAGCAACGCAAAGCUCGGCACAGAUCACAUGGCCCUCUUUUACCUACUAUUGAAGAUUCUUCAGAGGAAGAAGAAUUGAGAGAGGAAGAAGAGUUAUUAAAGGAGCAAGAAAAGCAGCGAGAAUUAGAACAGCAACAAAGAAAGAGCUCUAGUAAAAAAUCAAAGAAAGACAAAGAUGAACUUCGAGCUCAGAGAAGGAGGGAAAGACCAAAGACGCCACCUAGUAAUCUCUCUCCCAUUGAAGAUGCAUCUCCAACAGAAGAAUUACGUCAGGCUGCAGAAAUGGAGGAGCUGCAUAGAUCUUCUUGUUCCGAAUAUUCACCUAGCAUAGAAUCAGACCCAGAAGGUUUUGAAAUAAGCCCAGAGAAAAUAAUAGAAGUACAAAAAGUUUACAAAUUGCCCACAGCUGUGUCUUUAUACUCACCAACAGAUGAGCAAUCUAUUAUGCAGAAAGAAGGUAGUCAAAAGGCGUUAAAAAGUGCUGAGGAGAUGUAUGAAGAAAUGGUGCACAAAACUCACAAGUAUAAAGCUUUUCCAGCUGCAAGUGAACGAGAUGAAGUUUUUGAAAAAGAGCCUUUGUAUGGUGGGAUGUUAAUAGAGGAUUACAUUUAUGAAUCUUUAGUAGAGGACACAUACAAUGGAUCAGUAGAUAGCAGUCUGCUAGCAAGGCAAGAAGAAGAAAAUGGAUUUAUGCAGCAGAGGGGAAGAGAGCAAAAAACAAGACUUCCAGAGCAGAUUUAUGAAGAUCCUAUGCAGAAAAUUACAGACCUCCAGAAAGAGUUUUAUAAGUUAGAAAGCCUACAUUCUGUUGUGCCUCAAGAAGACAUUGUUUCAAGCUCUUAUAUAAUCCCAGAAAGCCACGAGAUAGUGGAUCUGGGUACUAUGGCAACUUCUACCAGUGAAGAAAAAAAAUUACUAGAUGCUGAUGCUGCCUAUGAAGAACUCAUGAAAAAGCAACAGAUGCAAUUGACACCUGGAUUCAGCCCAACCCAGCCUGCCAUUGGCGAUGAUGUGUCAGAGCCCACCAUGGACUUUGACAGGAUGCCUGAUGCAUCUUUGACAUCAAGUGUUCUCUCAGGAGCGUCUCUUACAGAUUCGACCAGCAGUGCAACACUCUCUAUCCCAGAUGUUAAAAUAACACAACAUUUUUCAACAGAAGAGAUUGAGGAUGAAUAUGUAACUGAUUAUACUAGAGAAAUUCAAGAGAUCAUUGCUCAUGAAUCAACGAUUUUGACCUAUUCUGAGCCUUCAGAAAGUGCUACAUCUGUCCCACCUUCGGAUACACCUUCUCUCACGUCAUCUGUUUCUUCAGUUUGCACCACAGAUAGCUCCUCACCGGUUACUACCCUGGAUAGCAUAACCACAGUUUUUACAGAGCCAGUGGAUAUAAUAACUAAAUUUGAAGAUUCUGAGGAAAUUUCUUCAUCAACUUAUUUUCCAGGCAGCAUUAUAGACUAUCCAGAAGAAAUAAGUGUAUCUUUAGAUCAGACUACCACACCGGAUGGUAGAACUAGUGCUGAUCACGUUAUGAUUUCCUUAUCUGAUAUGACACCUUCUAUCAUAGAAUCUGUAGGAACUAAACCUGAGGGGCCAAUUGCGGACACUAUUUCAACUGACUUACCUUUAUCUGAAAAAGAUUCAAUGAAGAAAGCCAAGGACACUGGGAACAGGCUUAUUCUGGAAGUUUUGGAAGCCUAUAGAGAUAAAAGGAAGGAGUUUGAGGCUGAACUAACAAAAACUAGCUUACUGGAAACUGUUCUUGAUCAACCACCUUCUUCUGAAAUAGCCCUUCCAAUGAAUGAGCAGUUUUCAACUACAUACUUUAUAUCUGGAGAGGUCUUUGGUCAGGAAAAACCUGCACCUCAUUUACCAUCUGGCCGUCCUUCUGCAUCCUCUCUUCCAACUAAAACUCGUCCAUUCUUCCGAAGUUCUUCUCUGGAUGUAUCAGCCCAACCUCCUCCUCCCCCGCCUCCUCCUCCUCCUCCUCCUCCACCACCUCCCCCUCCCCCUCCUCCACCCCCACUGCCCCCACCAACUUCACCUAAACCAACUAUUCAUCCUAAAAAAAAAUUAGCAGUUACCUCUCCAGUGACUCUAACAACUACAGCUGCACCUCUGGUUGAUUCUGUUACUACUGUGGAGACCACAGCCAUUCCAAGAAGUAAUGGGUCACCUGUAACAAAAGUAUGUACCACCACACCUCCUCCUGUUCCUCCUAAGCCAUCUUCAAUUCCAUCUGGACUUGUAUUUACACAUAGGCCUGAGCCAAGCAAACCUCCAAUUGCCCCUAAACCAGCAGUUCCUCAGCUUCCAAUAACUACACAAAAAUCAGAUAUACACCCCAAACCAACAGGUCUAUCUUUAACCUCAAGUAUGACCUUAAAUUUAGUGACUUCGGCAGAUUAUAAAUCGCCUUCCCCUACUUCCCCACUUUCUCCACACUCCAACAAGUCCUCACCGAGAUUUUCCAAAUCCCUCAUGGAAACUUACGUGGUUAUUACAUUGCCAUCUGAACCUGGGACUCCAACAGAUUCUUCAGCUAGCCAAGCAAUUACCAGUUGGCCCCUGGGAUCACCCCCCAAAGAUUUAAUUUCCAUUGAACCAGUGUUUUCUGUAGUUCCUCCUAUGAAAGCUACAGAAAUUCCACGUUCUUCAGAGCAGACCCUGUACAUCUCCGGAGUUUUGGAGUCAUUUUCUGCUGCACCUGUCACAGCACUGUCUUCAUUUCAAGCAGCUCCAACUUCAGUCCCACAGUUUCUCACAACUGAAGUUUCCAAGGCUGAGGUUUCCACAGCCAGAAGUACAGUCUCCAGUGUUGAUCUCAGCAGUGUUUCUAUUUCAAUUCCCCCAGAGCCUCUUGCUCUUGAUCACCUGCAUUUAGAGAAGCAUCAAUAUAAGGAAAAUGGAAAGUUGCAGCUUGUUGGUGAUGUCAUUGAUUUGCGUACAGUACCAAAAGUAGAAGUUAAAGCAACUGAAAAAUGUAUGGAUCUUUCUGCUUCUACAAUGGAUGUGAAAAAGCAGACCACAACAAAUGAAGUUUAUGGGAGACAAGUUAGUGCUGUCCAACCCUCUAUUAUAAACCUCAGUGCAACUUCAUCAGUGGUUACUCCUAUAUCCCUAGUCACUGAGAUCAUAAGUGUUGUCACAUGCACAGCUACUGCAAGUUACACUACAAGUACAGAAAGCCUAGUGGGUAUAGAACAUGUACCAACAGCACCACUCCAGCUUACUACAUCAAAACAUGCUGAGCCCCCUUACAGGAUGCCAAAUGGCCAGGCCUUUCCUACAGUUAGGGAGGAAGCGCCCAUAAACUUAUCUGUAGGUACAUCAGCACAUGCAAUGACAUUGGCUGUUACAAAACCUGUCACUAUGCCUCCUGUUGGUGUCACCAAUGGAUGGACUGACAGUGCUACAUCCCAGGGGAUCUCUGAUGGGGAAGUGGUGGAUCUCAGUACAACAAAGUCUCAUAGAACUGUCGUAACAAUGGAUGAAUCUACUUCAAGUGUGGUGACCAAAAUAAUAGAGGAUGAUGAAAAACCUGUUGAUUUGACUGCAGGAAGAAGAGCUGUGUGCUGUGAUGUGGUUUAUAAGUUACCAUUUGGAAGGAGCUGCACAGCACAGCAGCCUGCAACUACUCUUCCUGAGGAUCGUUUUGGCUAUAGGGAUGACCACUACCAAUAUGAUCGAUCAGGGCCAUAUGGUUAUAGAGGGAUUGGGGGAAUGAAACCUUCCAUGUCUGACACUAAUUUAGCAGAAGCUGGACAUUUUUUUUAUAAAAGUAAGAAUUCUUUUGAUUAUGCUGGUGGAACUGAUGCAGCAGUAGACCUAACUUCAGGGAGAAUUACAACAGGUGAGGUAAUGGAUUAUUCAAGCAAGACUACAGGUCCAUAUCCAGAAACACGACAAGUCAUUUCAGGAGCUGGGAUUAGUACACCACAGUAUUCCACAGCAAGAAUGACUCCACCUCCAGGAUCCCAGUAUGGUGUGGGAAGUGUUUUGAGAUCUUCUAAUGGUGUUGUCUAUUCUUCAGUAGUGACCCCAAUACCCUCCACAUUUGCUAUCACCACACAACCUGGCUCCAUUUUCAGCACCACUGUGAGGGAUUUGUCUGGUAUUCAUACAACUGAUGCAGUAUCUGCCCUGCACCAGAGCCAGCCAAUGCCUAGAUCAUAUUUCAUAACAACAGGUGCAUCUGAAACGGACAUUUCAGUAACUGGUAUUGAUAUCAAUGCCAGUUUGCAAACUAUUACUAUGGAAACUUUUACUGCUGAUACUAUAGACUCUGUUCCCACUUUAACCACAGCAUCUGAAGUAUAUUCUGAAGUGGUGGGAGAUGAAAGCACUCUUUUAAUUGUCCCUGAUGAAGGUAAACAACAACAGCAGUUAGACUUGGAGCGUGAGCUCUUAGAACUGGAGAAAAUUAAGCAACAGCGCUUUGCUGAGGAAUUGGAGUGGGAACGUCAGGAAAUUCAAAGGUUCCGAGAACAAGAAAAGAUCAUGGUACAAAAAAAGCUGGAGGAACUACAGUCUAUGAAGCAGCACCUUCUCUAUCAGCAAGAAGAAGAGAGGCAAGCCCAGUUUAUGAUGAGGCAGGAGACAUUAGCUCAGCAACAGCUACAGCUUGAGCAGAUCCAACAGCUGCAACAACAGCUUCACCAGCAACUAGAGGAGCAGAAGAUUCGCCAGAUCUAUCAGUAUAACUAUGACCCUUCUGGAACUGCUUCUCCACAAACCACUACAGAGCAGGCAAUUUUGGAAGGUCAGUAUGCUGCCCCAGAAGGCAGUCAGUUUUGGGCUACUGAAGAUGCAACCACCACAGCGUCAGCUGUGGUGGCAAUUGAAAUACCACAAAGCCAAGGAUGGUACACAGUUCAGUCUGAUGGUGUUACUCAGUACAUUGCCCCACCUGGCAUCCUGAGCACUGUUUCUGAAAUACCUCUAACAGAUGUUGUUGUAAAAGAGGAAAAACAACCCAAAAAGAGAAGUUCUGGAGCUAAGGUCCGUGGACAAUAUGAUGAGAUAGGGGAAAACGUGGCAGACGAUCCCCGGUGUUUUAAAAAGAUAGUGGACAGCGGUGUACAGACUGACGACGAAGACAGUGCAGAUCGGAGUUAUGCCAGUAGGAGAAGGAGAACGAAAAAGAGUGUUGAUACAAGUGUCCAAACUGAUGAUGAAGACCAGGACGAAUGGGAGAUGCCCACGAGGUCAAGGAGAAAAGUUCGUGUAGGGAAAUAUGGUGACAGCACGACAGAAGCUGACAAGACCAAACCCCUUUCCAAAGUCUCCAGCAUAGCAGUGCAGACGGUAGCAGAGAUAUCUGUGCAAACGGAACCAGUUGGAACCAUAAGGACACCUUCGAUACGGGCACGAGUGGAUGCCAAGGUAGAAAUCAUUAAACACAUUUCAGCACCUGAAAAGACUUACAAAGGGGGCAGUUUAGGAUGUCAAACAGAAGCAGAUGCAGACACACAAAGUCCUCAGUAUCUGAGUGCCACAUCUCCACCCAAAGACAAGAAACGCCCAACACCUUUAGAGAUUGGUUAUUCAUCUCACCUCCGGGCAGAUUCCACACUGCAACUGGCUCCUUCCCCACCCAAAUCUCCAAAAGUUCUUUAUUCACCCAUCUCACCACUUUCACCAGGCAAAGCCUUAGAGUCAGCCUUUGUACCGUAUGAAAAACCCCUCCCCGAUGAUAUAAGUCCACAGAAAGUACUGCAUCCAGAUAUGGCUAAAGUUCCCCCAGCAAGUCCUAAGACAGCCAAGAUGAUGCAGCGUUCUAUGUCUGACCCAAAGCCUCUGAGUCCAACAGCAGACGAAAGUUCCAGGGCUCCUUUUCAGUAUACUGAGGGCUACACGACAAAAGGUUCUCAAACCAUGACACCCUCUGGCACACAGAAAAAAGUUAAGAGAACUCUGCCAAAUCCACCUCCUGAGGAGACUUCCACAGGAACUCAGCCGACAUACAGCACAAUGGGCACAGUUUCCAGGAGAAGGAUCUGCAGAACAAACACCAUGGCACGAGCCAAGAUUCUCCAGGACAUAGACAGAGAGCUUGACCUUGUGGAAAGGGAGUCUGCAAAGCUUAGAAAGAAACAAGCAGAACUUGAUGAGGAAGAAAAGGAGAUUGAUGCCAAGCUACGGUACCUGGAAAUGGGAAUUAACAGGAGGAAAGAGGCAUUGUUAAAAGAGAGAGAAAAGAGAGAGCGAGCCUACCUCCAAGGUGUAGCUGAGGAUCGUGACUACAUGUCUGACAGCGAAGUGAGCAGCACCAGACCAACCCGAAUGGAAAGUCAGCACGGCAUUGAGCGACCAAGGACUGCCCCCCAAACUGAAUUCAGCCAGUUCAUACCACCACAAACCCAAACAGAAUCUCAGCUAGUUCCUCCUACAAGUCCUUACACACAAUACCAAUACUCUUCCCCUGCUCUUCCUACCCAAGCUCCCACCCCCUACACCCAACAGUCCCAUUUUCAGCAACAAACUUUGUAUCAUCAGCAAGUUUCACCUUAUCAGACUCAGCCAACAUUCCAAGCUGUGGCCACAAUGUCCUUCACACCACAAGCUCAACCUACACCAACGCCACAGCCUUCUUACCAGUUACCAUCACAGAUGAUGGUGAUACAGCAGAAGCCACGGCAAACUACAUUAUAUUUGGAGCCCAAGAUAACUUCAAACUAUGAAGUGAUUCGCAACCAACCCCUGAUGAUAGCACCUGUUUCUACUGAUAAUACAUACGCUGUUUCCCAUCUUGGUAGUAAGUACAAUAGUUUAGACUUGAGAAUAGGUUUAGAAGAAAGAAGCAGUAUAGCAAGCAGCCCAAUAUCAAGCAUAUCUGCAGAUUCUUUCUAUGCAGAUAUUGACCAUCACACUCCACGAAAUUAUGUCCUAAUUGAUGAAAUUGGAGAGAUCACAAAAGGAACAGCAGCAUUAAGCACCGCAUUUAGCCUUCACGAAAAGGAUCUGUCAAAAACAGACCGUCUCCUUCGAACCACUGAGACACGUAGGUCUCAAGAAGUGACAGAUUUCCUAGCACCUUUACAGACUUCCUCCCGACUGCACAGUUAUGUAAAAGCAGAGGAAGACCCAAUGGAGGAGCCUUAUGAGUUAAAGCUUCUGAAACAUCAGAUUAAACAAGAAUUCCGUAGAGGCACAGAGAGCUUAGAUCACCUUGCUGGUCUUUCGCAUUAUUACCAUUCCGAUACUAGCUACAGACAUUUUCCAAAGUCCGAGAAGUAUAGCAUCAGUAGACUCACACUGGAAAAACAAGCAGCAAAACAAUUACCAGCAGCCAUACUUUAUCAAAAGCAAUCAAAGCACAAGAAAUCACUAAUUGACCCUAAAAUGUCAAAAUUUUCACCUAUUCAAGAAAGUAGAGACCUUGAGCCUGAUUAUUCGAGCUAUAUGACUUCUAGCACUUCUUCUAUUGGUGGCAUUUCUUCCAGGGCAAGACUUCUUCAAGACGACAUCACUUUUGGCCUCAGAAAAAAUAUUACAGACCAACAAAAGUUUAUGGGAUCAUCUCUGGGCACAUUAGGAAAUACCAUACGGUCAGCUCUGCAGGAUGAAGCAGAUAAGCCUUACAGUAGUGGCAGCAGGUCCAGACCUUCCUCCAGACCCUCCUCUGUCUAUGGGCUUGAUUUAUCAAUUAAAAGAGAUUCUUCCAGCUCUUCCCUAAGACUGAAAGCGCAAGAAGCUGAAGCUCUAGAUGUUUCUUUUAGUCAUGCAUCAUCCUCUGCCAGAACUAAGCCUACCAGUUUGCCAAUUAGCCAGAGUAGAGGAAGAAUACCAAUUGUGGCUCAGAAUUCUGAAGAAGAAAGUCCACUCAGUCCUGUUGGCCAGCCAAUGGGAAUGGCCAGGGCUGCAGCUGGACCCCUGCCACCAAUAUCUGCAGACACCAGGGAUCAGUUUGGAUCAAGUCACUCAUUGCCUGAAGUUCAGCAACACAUGAGAGAAGAAUCACGGACUCGAGGCUAUGACCGUGACAUAGCAUUCAUCAUGGAUGACUUCCAACAUGCCAUGUCAGACAGUGAAGCCUAUCACCUGCGUCGUGAGGAAACAGAUUGGUUUGAUAAACCCAGGGAGUCUCGUAUGGAAAAUGGACAUGGUCUGGACCGAAAACUUCCAGAAAGAUUAGUCCACUCUAGACCACUCAGUCAACAUCAAGAGCAAAUUAUACAGAUGAACGGGAAGACUGUGCACUACAUCUUUCCUCAUGCAAGGAUAAAAAUAACAAGAGAUUCUAAGGAUCACACAGUUUCAGGUAAUGGAUUAGGAAUUAGGAUUGUGGGUGGUAAAGAAAUUCCUGGACAUGGUGGAGAAAUUGGAGCCUAUAUUGCCAAGAUUCUUCCUGGGGGAAGUGCAGAACAGACAGGGAAACUUAUGGAAGGGAUGCAAGUAUUGGAAUGGAACGGAAUUCCCUUAACUUCUAAAACAUAUGAAGAAGUACAGAGUAUCAUCAAUCAGCAAAGUGGGGAAGCAGAAAUAUGUGUAAGACUGGACCUCAAUAUGCUAUCAGAUUCUGAAAACCCACAGCAUCUGGAACUUCAUGAACCACCAAAAGCUGUGGAUAAAGCAAAAUCCCCAGGGGUUGAUCCUAAGCAGCUGGCAGCAGAGCUCCAGAAGGUUUCGCUACAGCAGUCACCACUGGUUCUGUCAUCAGUCGUUGAGAAAGGGUCUCAUGUUCAUUCAGGUCCUACAUCAGCAGGAUCCAGUUCUGUUCCCAGCCCUGGGCAACCAGGGUCACCCUCGGUGAGCAAAAAGAAACACAGCAGCAGCAAGCCUACUGAUGCAACAAAGGUCGUCUCUCAUCCAAUUACGGGGGAAAUACAGCUUCAAAUCAACUAUGAUGUUGGAAAUCUCAUAAUACAUAUUCUUCAAGCAAGAAACCUUGUCCCUCGAGAUAACAACGGUUAUUCUGACCCUUUUGUUAAAGUGUACCUCCUUCCAGGGCGAGGCCAAGUCAUGGUUGUCCAGAAUGCAAGUGCUGAGUACAAGAGAAGAACUAAAUAUGUUCAGAAAAGUCUUAAUCCUGAGUGGAAUCAAACAGUAAUUUACAAAAGUAUUUCCAUGGAACAGCUCAAGAAGAAAACACUGGAGGUGACAGUUUGGGAUUAUGAUAGAUUUUCUUCCAAUGACUUCCUUGGAGAGGUAUUGAUUGAUUUGUCUAGCACAUCUCACCUUGAUAACACUCCCAGAUGGUAUCCUCUCAAAGAGCAGACUGAAAGCAUUGAUCAUGGCAAGUCCCAUUCCAGUCAGAGCAGCCAGCAGUCCCCAAAGCCAUCUGUCAUCAAAAGCAGAAGUCAUGGUAUCUUCCCUGACCCAUCCAAGGACAUGCAGGUUCCCACCAUUGAGAAAUCCCACAGUAGUCCUGGUAGCUCAAAAUCAUCAUCGGAAGGCCAUCUCCGCUCUCACGGACCAUCUCGCAGUCAAAGCAAGACCAGUGUCACUCAGACCCACCUUGAAGACGCAGGGGCUGCCAUAGCCGCUGCCGAAGCUGCCGUGCAGCAACUCCGCAUUCAACCAACAAAGCCUACCAAUCACCGGCCUGCAGAAAGCUCUGUGUCCACCGGCUCCUCGGGCAGCAGCUUUGGCAGUGGGUACAGCGUGGACAGUGAAGGAAGCAGCAGCACUGCAGGGGAGACUAAUCUAUUUCCUAUUCCGAGGAUAGGAAAGACAGGACAGAAUGGACAAGAACCUGUAAAACAGCCAGGAGUGGGAGUAGGACUAGCCGACACUGAAGUUAAAACUCAGGUAAUGGGAGAAAUCAAGAUUGCAUUGAAGAAGGAGAUGAAGACAGAUGGCGAACAACUAAUAGUUGAAAUUCUUCAAUGCAGAAAUAUCACCUACAAAUUUAAGUCACCUGAUCAUUUGCCAGAUCUAUAUGUGAAAAUAUAUGUGAUGAAUAUCGCUACCCAAAAAAAAGUGAUCAAGAAAAAAACAAGAGUAUGUAGACAUGAUCGAGAACCUUCAUUCAAUGAAACUUUUAGAUUCAGCCUAAGUCCUGCUGGACAUUCUCUUCAGAUUUUACUUUUCUCCAAUGGAGGGAAGUUUAUGAAAAAGACCUUGAUUGGUGAAGCCUGUAUCUGGCUUGAUAAAGUGGAUCUCAGAAAAAGAAUAGUCAACUGGCACAAACUUUUGGUCAGUCCUACUCAAACGCAUUGA
Cynocephalus volans (Philippine flying lemur) is the source of this 15237-nucleotide messenger RNA. RefSeq names its product piccolo presynaptic cytomatrix protein (gene PCLO). Gene Ontology annotation, biological process: protein localization to synapse; presynaptic active zone assembly. The transcript has 25 exons. Lineage: Eukaryota; Metazoa; Chordata; Mammalia; Dermoptera; Cynocephalidae. The record is from RefSeq and is a predicted model, not a curated record. Bases 1 to 15237 code for a protein of 5078 amino acids. Gene Ontology annotation, molecular function: metal ion binding; protein binding; structural constituent of presynaptic active zone. Gene Ontology annotation, cellular component: GABA-ergic synapse; axon; glutamatergic synapse.